UUCAUAAGUUGCUGUGAACCAGACCUUAACCCAUUUGAGCACAGCACUAGAGAGGCAUCGAGAGGGCUUCUAAGGAGGUCCAAGCUCAGUCUUCAAUGGGUGAUCAAGCUGAGCCAUUACUAUCUCAUGGCGUUUUGGACACAGACCGACUCGAGGACCUAUUAUCGAGCCAUCAGCUCACGUGGGUUCAGCUCGGGAAGGCAGCGUGGAUGGAGUCCAAGUCCUUGUGGAUUCUCUCAGGUCCAUCUAUUGUAGUCUCUCUCUUCAAUUUCAUGCUAAGUGUUGUCUCUCAAAUGUUCACUGGCCAACUUGGUGAACUUGAGCUUGCUGGUGCCUCCAUUGCUAGUGUUGGGAUCCAGGGUCUUGCCUAUGGGAUCAUGUUGGGCAUGGCAAGUGCUGUACAAACAGUAUGUGGGCAAGCUUACGGAGCGAAAAAAUAUAGCAUGAUGGGGAUCAUAUGCCAAAAGGCCAUGAUCAUCAUGCUCCUGACCUCCUUCGUGCUCUCGUUCGUCUACUGGUUCUCUGGGCCCGUGUUGAUAGCCAUAGGCCAAACAGAGGACAUUGCAGCUCAAGGCCAGAUAUUUGCUAGAGGUCUCAUCCCUCAGCUCUUUGCAUUUGCUCUGAACUGUCCCCUGCAAAGAUUCUUACAGGCUCAAAAUGUGGUGAACCCCUUAGCCUACAUGGCCGUAGGGACAUUUGUGCUCCAUGUGCUCCUGACCUGGGUUGUGGUCUAUGUCCUAAGUUGGGGGCUGUUAGGGGCAGCCCUUACACUGAGCUUCUCAUGGUGGGUGCUUGUGCUCCUCACCUGGUUCUACAUUGUCUUCUCUAACAAGUGCAAGGAGACAUGGACCGGGUUCUCGUGGCGGGCGUUUUCUGGGCUUUGGGCCUAUUUCAAGCUCACAAUCGCGUCCGCGGUCAUGCUAUGCUUGGAGAUAUGGUAUUUUCAAGGGUUGGUGCUUAUCUCAGGACUCCUACCUGAUCCCGAAGUUUCCUUAGAUUCCAUUUCAGUUUGUAUGAACUACCUAAACUGGGAUAUGCAGCUCAUGUUGGGCCUAAGUUAUGCAGCAAGCAUCCGAGUCGGAAAUGAGCUCGGGGCACAGAAGCCGCGAACCACGAAAUUCUCAGUGGUGGUGGUUACAACUACAUGUUUUAUUAUAAGCUUGGUUUUGAGCAUUGCAGUUUUGUUGUUGAAGAGACAAUUGAGUUUAGCCUUCACUAGCACUGCUGAAGUGAUUGAGGCUGUUCAAGCCAUGACUCCUCUUCUUGCAUUAUCUGUUCUCCUUAAUGGAACACAACCCAUUCUCUCUGGAGUUGCUAUUGGAUGUGGAUGGCAAGCCUUGGUGGCUUAUGUUAAUUUGGCAACUUAUUACAUAAUUGGCCUUCCCAUUGGAUGUGUUCUUGGCUUUAAGGCUGGACUAGAUGCAGCUGGAAUUUGGUGGGGGAUGAUUAUUGGAGUGGGACUACAAACUGCAAUUCUUAUUGUUCUAACAGCUAGAACCAACUGGGACAAAGAGGUUGAAAAGGCGGCUGUGAGAAUAAAGCGCUCAAAUGACGAAGAAACAUUUGAAAAUGGGCGGGCUUAAAGGAUUGUAUUUAGUGAGUGUCGCCAUUGUUCUUCCAAUGCUUUUACAAGCAUUAGCCUUUUUGAUGGAGUUGUGGAAAGAAGGAAUCUCAUGUUUUGAGUUGGUGGUUGCUGAUGAUGUAACCGUGCUGUUAUGAUCUGAUCUUUGUAAUUCUCCGAUUGAUUAAUAAUAUAUGGAAUAUUG
Messenger RNA from Amborella trichopoda, 1766 nucleotides. RefSeq names its product MATE efflux family protein (gene TT12). Lineage: Eukaryota; Viridiplantae; Streptophyta; Magnoliopsida; Amborellales; Amborellaceae. The record is from RefSeq and is a predicted model, not a curated record. Gene Ontology annotation, cellular component: membrane. Gene Ontology annotation, biological process: xenobiotic detoxification by transmembrane export across the plasma membrane. Gene Ontology annotation, molecular function: xenobiotic transmembrane transporter activity; antiporter activity.